Messenger RNA from Trichoplax adhaerens, 1806 nucleotides. RefSeq lists its product as uncharacterized. The transcript has 6 exons. The annotation marks the transcript as partial. The record is from RefSeq and is a predicted model, not a curated record. Gene Ontology annotation, biological process: transmembrane transport. NCBI's taxonomy places the organism in Eukaryota, Metazoa, Placozoa, Uniplacotomia, Trichoplacea, Trichoplacidae. Gene Ontology annotation, cellular component: membrane. Gene Ontology annotation, molecular function: protein binding.
CCACAAUGGCUACAGGUUUUAAAUCAUCGAUUGUGGCUAGUUAUCGUUAUUUGCAUAUAUGCUACUUUUGCUGGAAUGCUUAUGAGUGGAUUUGCCGUAGGAACGGUUACUUCGGUCGAGAAACGUUUCGGUCUGAGCAGUACAGAAACGGGAGCCAUGCCAUCGGCCGCUGAAGUUGCUAGUGCAGUAGUUGGAGUUACGGCUAGCUAUCUUGGUGAUCGAGGGCAUAAAGGAAGAUAUUUAAGCGUGGGUGCUUUAGUUAUGGCAGUAGGAGCGUUCACUUAUUCGAUACCCCAUUUCGCCACCGAAAAAUAUGUUGUCGCUAGUUUUUCCAGCAAUUAUACCGAUUUAUGUCUUGUCAAUUCGUCGCUAUUAUCAGGCAGUUGUGAUGCAUCCUCAUCAGUUUCCAGCAAUUCCUAUCUGCGUAAUUUCUUUUUCCUGUUUCUAAUCUCACAGUUAUUGAUGGGUGCAGGAAAUAACUUGAUCUGGAGUGUUGGUACUACUUAUAUCGAUGAGAAUGUUCCUCCAGUCUCUUCGCCGUUAUAUGUUUCAUCGCUCUUUGUUAUUAGUAUUAUAGGCCCUUCGCUGGGCUAUAUUAUCGUCGGGAUCUUUCUAGAUAUGUUUGUUAACUGGCCAGAAGCAGCGCCACCAGGUUUAACACCUCAAGAUGCGCGAUGGAUUGGUGCCUGGUGGCUGUGCUUCGUCAUCUCUGCUGUUUGCUUGCUUGCUGCGUCUAUUCCUCUUUUCGGAUUUCCACGUAAAUUACCUGGCUAUGAAGAAUACAAACGUAUCCGACAAGAAGAAGCUAAAGCUACUAACAGAAUUGAUAAAGGAUACGGCAACAGCGUUUCAGAUUUUCUGAAAGCUAGUCGUGAUUUAUUCAAGAACGUUCCGUUUGUCUGCUUAUUCAUUUCUGGAACAUUUGAGUUUCUCGCAGUCAAUGGCGUAACUUGGUUUUUUCCAAAGAUUUUAGAGACACAGUUUCGUUUACCUUCUUCUGAAGCUAGCCUUACUGUAGGUUACAUUAGUAUAGUUGGAGGAUGCAUUGGUAUGUUGCUGGGUGGAGUACUGUUGAGAGUCCUUAAAUUAAAAGGUCGUGGUGCAACCAAAUUAACUUGGAUUAUUGGUAUAUGUGAUUGUAUAGUUUUUACUGUUUUCCUACUCGGUUGUAAUAAUCUUCCUUUUGCUGGAGUCACCAGUCCUUACGGCAGUAAUUCGGUAAACGCAGUUAAUUUAACGGCAUCCUGUAACACAGAUUGUAUGUGUAACAACGUCAAAUAUAAUGCAAUAUGUGGAUCCGAUGGUAAAACCUAUUAUUCCCCAUGUCAUGCCGGCUGCACCAGUAGCUAUGUCGAUAGCAACCGUUCUGCAACUAUUUACCACAACUGCAGUUGCAUUCAAAAUGUCAAUCGGACAAAAUAUAGUUAUGAUGCUAUCCAGGGAUCAUGUAUCUCGGAAUGCCCACAAUAUACGCUAUUUGUGAUUGGUGCUUCUAUUUCAAUGGUCUCCAUUAUGGCUAAAACUGUUCCAUCCAUAGAAGCUAUAAUGAGGUGUGUUGGUGAUGAUCAAAGAUCCUAUGCUCUGGGGCUUGUUUCGUCCUUGGUACGCUUAGCUGGAAAUAUACCAGGUCCGCUUAUUAUUGGAGCUUUUAUUGAUCAAUCGUGUAUCUUAUGGACACAAGAAUGUAGCUCUACCCGUACAUGUUGGUUAUAUGAUAGCAGAAACUUGGCGAAUUACCUUUAUGGUUCUAUGAUUUUUGUUAAGAUUGUAUCUGUAACAUUUUUUAUAUUGUCUUGGUGGUUCUAU